AUGUGACAAAAUGGCGGCAGAUUUGGCAUUUUUGUGAAGUCUGGACUCAAUAAUUCACAGGAAAAACGACCAAAUCGAUGGAGUUUAUCAUUUUUCGAAAUGGCCGAGCCAAAAAGAUUGGAGUUUAAGACGAUUACACCAACACAAAAGCCGAAGAAGAAAUUGUCGUACCCGCCAGCAGAUCGUUUCUCGCUGACACUAACUGAUUCGACCGAGACGACUUGCCCUGAGUUUUCCUAUACCGAAUUAGUGAAAAAUGCUGUGCGUGAGAAAGAGCGUGGUGGUGGAGACCCUGACAACCCAUUCGGUGACGAUGAGGAUGCUGACAAGAUGGAGGCCAUUGCCAAGGCAUUUGAAGAGAAAUAUGGUCCGAAAGUGAAAACCAAGAAAGGUCGUCCAAGCGAUCGGCUGCGUGACUUGGUUGACCUUGGUGACGGCUAUGAUGAGACAGAUGCUUUUAUUGACAACUCUGAAGCUUAUGAUGAGAUUGUUCCUCGGUGUUUGACGACAAAACUUGGAGGAUUCUACAUCAACUCAGGUGCUCUCGACUUCCGGUAUGCAUCCGAAGAUUCCACAGAUGAUUUCCAGGGCCUCAAGAGUUCUGGCCUCAAGAAGAAGAGGAAAAUCAGGACGAUUGAGUCUGACUCUGACUCAAAUGCUGAAGUCAAGAAAAAUGGCCCCAAGAAGCGCAAGCUGAAGGAGGGGGUUGAUGGGGAGAAGAAGAAGAAGAAGAGGCUGGUGAUUGGUCCAGAUGGGGAGAAGAUUGUGGUGAAGAGAGGCAGAAAACCACUGGACAAAAAUAAACUCAAGAAAAAGACUUCCCCAACUGUGUCGGAGCUGCUGAAACAACAGACUGCCUCCAUUUCUACUCCAACUCACGCUGUGAAUGGUGGGGGUGGAGGUGGAGGUGGCGGUGAUGGCAGCCGGCCUGCGGAUGAGGGCUACAACCCCUAUGAUGGCAUCAGCAGCACCAUUGAGAUGUUGCUGAAGGAUGACUCAGAGAGCAGAGAUGGCGACGACUACAAGAAGCCGGAGACAAUGGUCCCACUACCUCAAGGGCUCUCGGACAACCUUGUGCAGACUAUCACCAGCCUUAAGAAGUCUGCCAAGGAGUCUAGAGAAGGGAAGUGUAAAUUUUUCUCACCGAACGUGAACAGGAUGUUGUUGGAUGUGGAGGUAAAAUCCCGUCAGCUGACGUGCGGGAACCGCUCAUCCAUCUUUGCCCAUCUGUCCUGUUUCCUGCCAUGUGGGAAGGAGACACUGCUGAAGCGGGCCAAAAAGCUACGACAGUCACAGCAAGAUGAUAUGCUCCGAGAUCCACUCAACAAACUGAAAGAAGCUGUAAACAGCAUGAUGCCGACACUGUUGGAGAAAUAUGAUGCCGAGAACCAACUGGCUGUUCUCAUGAGAAUGGAAAACAAAGAGAAAGUGGACUCAGAACAGAAAGACCCUAAGGAAGAAGGGUCAACAGAAAGUGAUGAAGAGGAACAAAGAGGUCCAGAUGGAGAGAAGAAGAAAAGGAUAAUGGGACCUCGUAAAAAGUUUGAAUGGACAGAUCAUGUCAGGAAUCUGCUGUGUGAAGUCACAAAGGUAAAGAUGAAGACUUUUGCUGCUGCUAAGCAGAGGGGGCAGACUGCUGAGGAAUAUGUACGAUUCUUCCUUGGCGCCGAUGUACUACCAAUAUGGCCAAAAGGUUGGAUGCAGACCCGAAUGCUGUACAAGGAGAGCAGAGCUGCUCAUGCCUUAUGGACAAACCCUCAGAAACCAAGGAAGUCCCUUCAAGGACCUAACAAGACUGCAUCCCCCACCCCUACCUCUGUGCCCUUUGGGUCCCGUAGCAAUAACAACAGCAUCAUUGAGAUAUUUGAUUCCGUAGACAAUGAUACCUUCAAAGAGGGAUCAGGUUCCGACAAGGAAACCGGCACCUUGCGACUUGAAGACUAUAUGGACAUUACAGAUGUGGAUAACAUGUUGUCUGAAAUCAGUAAAACUGAUAACGACACAAGUAUGCCUACUAUUCUGGAUUAUGCGGACAAAAUGAACACAAGUGCUACAGGUUUUACCCCUGACGUUAAGAAACAACCUGGGGCUGUGGAGAAUCCACAAGUGAGGCCGCAUUCCACAGGCCAAGCUGUUGCUAGUGUGCAGAAGAGUCGAGAUGUGAAGCAUGGACUGGUAACUGAAAUGUUGCAGAGUCCACUUCCAUCAACACCUAAUACUGCUAAGUUAUCAACACCUAACAUUUUAUCACCACAAACUGAAACUGUUACCCAGAAAAGUGCUUAUAUGGCUGAAUUUGAGAAACAUUUAAUGGCAACCACAACAUUAAAAGAAUCACCUCCAAAACCUCAGGGCUCCCCUAAUGAGCAAUCUGCCUCAUCUAAACUGCAGUCAAUGCUGGCACAAGCACAAGCCAGUAGUAGCCAGCAUGUGAAGCAGAACCUUGCAACUCCUAAAACCUCACACGUCAGCAGUGCCCAGCAUGACCAAGCUCUCCAAGACAUACAGAAGAAAUUAGCUUCAUCCCCUCAGGCCCAUAACAGACUCUCUUUGGGGCAGAACACUGUCUCUAAACCACUCGCGACCUCGCUUAAAACAUCAAGCCCUCUGAGCCAGAAAAUGCAGGGCUCUCCUUCGCAAACUAUUCACAACCCUCACUCUACCCAACCACAUAAACUCUCACUAUCUCAAGGAACGAAAUCAUUGUCUGCUCAACCUCAGAAAUCACCAUCUGUUCAACAGCAGAAAACAACGUCUGUUCAACAACAAAAAACACCAUCGUUCCAGCAACAGAAAGCACCAUCACUCCAGCAACAGAAAGCACCAUCACUCCAGCAACAGAAAGCACCAUCGCUCCAGCAACAGAAAGCACCAUCACUCCAGCAACAGAAAGCUCCAUUGCUCCAGCAACAGAAAGCACCAUUGCUCCAGCAACAGAAAGCACCAUCACUCCAGCAACAGAAAGCACCAUCGCUCCAGCAACAAAAAACACCAUCAACUCAAGCACAGAAAAUAUCGGUUGGACAGGUUGCUGGUCUGCACAAGAAACAAUAUACUUCAGAAUCAAGGCAAAAGGUGGAGUCAUCUGCUCCUAAGGACCUCGUUGUGCCAAGCUCUUUGUCCUCUGCCUCCAUAGACCAGGAGGCAGUGAAGCAGUUGCAUCAGCAGCUCUUGCAGUUAGCCAAUGCUCAGUACAAACCUCCAAGUAAGUCGGUCAGCAGCAGCAAGGCAGGACAGGAUUCUGUUGUGGGACAGUUGUUUAAACAGCCACUUCCUGCAAAUAUGGCAGCUCAACAAAGGCAGAUGCAACCUGGCAAGACCUCAGUUACAUCUGCCUUAAAAAUAGACACUCAGAACUCAAUGGGAGCAUCACCACAAAGACAUUCCCCUCAGGAUCAGUUGAGAAUGUCCCCUCAAAGUCAGAGACAUGCAAGUCCAAGUCAGAAGCAGACGUCAUCUGUUCAUAUGUCUGGAGGAUCUCUUCAUUCCCCUACCAGCAGUAGGAAAUCUCCAGGUGAAGUGUCAGGUAAGGUUCCGGCUGGUAUGGGUAACCAGCUCUCCCCAAACCAGGCACGGGCACUGCUCAGUAUGCAAAGCCCAAGUGACAGUCUAGCUCAUGCUAAACGAAGUGCUAGUGCUAAUGACGCCUUAUCUAGGAAAAAAAGUGUUGAGAAAUCUAUACUAGAGAAAGUGAUUGAAGAUUAUACAAUGGAGAUGAAAGUUAAAGAACAGCAGCAGCAGCAGUUUGCUGGCUCAGGGCAACUUCAGGUGACGGCUCCUGCCCUCAGUCCAUCUCAGGGAUCCUUGCCUCGAACAAUGUGGCAGCAAACUACAGGCAGCUCCCCUACAGCCACUGGCACCAGUCGCAUGUCGGCAUUCAGCCCUCCCUCAGGAACAAACAAACCAACCAAAUCAGUGUCUCCAAUGGUUAUGUCAGGCUAUCAGGGUGUCAAGAUGCCAAGUUUGUCAAAGGACUCUCCGACAUCAACAUAUUCUCUCAGCCUUCAGAACAUGCAGCAGCGGAGCAGGGCUCAGGACUUGAUAGCAGGCACCCGUGUUUCUGCACCCCAGCCUGCUCAUAGCUCAAUGUCCCCAAAUGCCGCUGCCAUCAGCACUUUUCCCAGUCAUUCCCAGCCUCCAGCAGCUCAUUCCACACUCCCUGCGAACCAGCACCAGAUGGCGGGGUUACCUCCCCCUCUCGGCAGCCCACACCUCUUCCUGCCGUCUGCCACACCCACAACCACAGUCGCUGCCAUGUAUGGUAGGACACUGCCAGAUCCUUCAAACUCUCCAAACAGAUACUGAAGACUGGGACACAGCAGCUGAUAUGCCGGGGAUAUGAUGCACUCUGCAAGGAUAAUUCUAGGAAGGGCUCUUGAGCUUUUGGCCCAUAAAUCUAAAAAAAGGCCCACAUUUUUAAAAGCAGUGGGGCUAUAUAAAAUUGUAGUAUUUAGGCAUCACAUAGAAAUUGUUCCAAAUUUCACUUAACAGUGCUAAAUGGACCCACAUCAGAAAAUUCCCGGAAUGGUCCCUGACUGUGUAGAUAUCUCCAUCCACAGACUGUAUAGGGAAUCUUCAUCAUUGUCAAUACGAAAUUGCACAUCAGAACUGCCAGCUUCACUGAUAAGUUUCAUACCUUUUGAUAUAUUUACCCAGUGAGAUGUUACAUUUCUGUAAGCACUAUUAAUGCCGUUUGGUACAGACACUAUUUAAGUGCUAUUGAAUUGCACAACUAAGCACUAUAGUUUCCCUCAAGUAAAGGUAUUUACAGAUAUUCUCACAAUGCAAAUACCUUGUGUACGAUGCCAUACUUCAUCCUCCACAAGUGUAAACAUGAUGAGGUUACUCUCUAGGUAUUUCUGUACUUUAAGCUUGGAUCAUCUCCCUGUUCUGUUAUACGGGGAGAUAAAUGGUUGUGCCGUGUUAUUUAUUCUGUCAUGUAUGUGCACAUUGUAUAUUUAUGUUUUGAAGUAGUUUAAGAACUCUUUUGACGAGUAACUGCAAUCUGGGGUGAUUCACAGUCGGAAGACCUAUGAGAAACAUUUCUCUGUAUGUCCUUGUCAUUAUGUGAUACUGGAUUGCUUCAGUAGCCAAACAUUUGCUAGAUUAAUUCCUAUUCAUGCAAUAAUAUUGCUAGAUAACAUAGUCUUGUAAUUUUCAUUUAAGUUAUCCCACUCCAAAUAUUUGUUUUUGUACCUCGACAUUAUUUUAAAGAAACAGUUAGCAGAGCUUCAGAGUGAUUUGAAGACUUUGGGGUCAAGUGACCCAUUACCUGAGAAAGGCAAUGUCACACUUGAGAAAUAAUGGUCCUAGGGAUCCAUAUUUCUCCGAUAUUGAGGGUCAUUUGUUUUCACAGGGACAAAUCACCCAGGCCCCUGGCAGUCUGAAGCACUGAAUAACUUAUAUAGUGUACAUUAGACUAGGAGUAAAGGGUCCGCCACAUUUAGAAUACUCUGUUACUGGUUGUGAAGAUAGUUCUUGAUAAGGUUUGAUAUUGAGCGGUUUUCCUCAACAUGGAGAUAUAAUAAUGUUUACCAUCAUAAUUGAAAACAACAGUUUGUCAUAAUUGUUUAAUGAUUUGUGUGGACUGGCACCGUCCACCCUUUACAGCUGUUUCUAUAUGUAGAGAUGGUACGACCUGCUUUCACGUUGAAUACAUGUUGAUAUUACUGUUGGUGAUUACUGUCAUAAUGCUAUGAAAGGGAGUGUGGUUAUUGUGUUCGAAAUUAAGCAUGUAAGUCUUGGGUCCUUUUCAGGACCCUAAUGUUUAACAUUAUGCAUUUAGGUGUGUCUCGAUUAAGAUUUUACAGCUGGAAACACAAAGGACCCCAGGACCUUCCUUAGUUUCGAACACUGUGUAUGUAUUGUAUUAUUUAAGUCAUCCACUCAAUAGAGUCGUGAAAAAUGAGAACAUAAUUGCCUAUCAGUGUUAUGUCUACUGCAGCAGGCUUUCAACUAUGCAUGCUCAACAGACAGAACAGUGUGACACCACAUUCUUUGACAAUGAAGGAAUUCCGUCGGUCAUACUCAUGUAUGAGGGUAUCCUCAGAAUAAUAGGGUAAUAUGGACAAAAGCCAGGAGGUCCUCAUGCCUUGUAAAUGAUAAUAGGAUUUAUUUGCCUUACCAGGGCUGUAAUGGUACACUUUGUCACAAUACAAAUUGUAUCUUGAUAGAAAAGUCAUGAUACGAUGCUCUACUACAAAAUUUAACUCUUGUUUUGUAAAAGCACCAUCUUCUGUCGUCAAUCGAAAGACGAGCUAACCAAACCGUAUCUUAUGAGUAUGAGUCAUCACUUAAAAGGUUUCAGAACUUCUGUAAUUAAGGUCAGAGAAGAAUUGUACAAUGUAUUUUUCAAAGGCGUGAAAGAUUUUCAUUGUAUGUUCAUACAUCGUGUUACACAGACAUCGUCAUAGGAUACUUUAUCAUGUCACAAACAAUCACGAUGUGUCGGAAUUUUGGUGAAUCAGUAAGGAUAUAUCUUUUACCGUCUUCAAUAAACAUGAUAGGACCAUCUGGUAAAAUUUUAAGGUUACUACUGUAGUCAAGUUACUUGACAACCUGUCAACCCUGCGAGUUUGGCACCAAUGUUGAGGAGGGAUAUCGGCACCUUUAUUGAUGCUAAUGUUGAGAGGAGGUAUGGCACGUUUGUCAAGUGGAGCCAAGAACAAGCCUGAAUGUUUCACAUCUACUGAACUAGAGGUGAUAAGCAUAACGCAGAUAACUGCUAUAAUAUAUGUACAAUGUUGUUCAUUGGUCAUGACAUAACUUCUAAGCUUGGGAAUAUUGUUCUCAAAUCAGGGCAUUAUGAAUGUGUAAAUAGUCGUACCGUAUUACCCCACUUAAGUGUGCUAUUGAAGGCCAGUGCUAGUUUUGUUUGCUGCUGAUUUAGGUUGCUUAGUUCAAUCUUUGUUUUGCGUUUGUUAAAACCAUCUUACAAUUGUAGAUUUGGAAUUUGUAAAUAAUAUUCAUUAUUUUCUGUUUUUAGAUAAUGAAUUGACAGAAAACAGCCAGUAUCAAUUAAGUGUUGAUAGCAAUUGUUCAGAGACUAGAAGUUGAAGGUUAGCAUGGGUCUCUCUCAUUCCAUCAAUAUAACAUAUAUUUUGAGAUAAUGUGGAGUAAAGUAUCUGUGAUGAGAUCAGGAAUUAUUAUCUGUCAUGUUGACAGCUUACGAUGCUUAUAUAUCCACAGAAAAAUACACAGUUUUUAUUACUAUGUUCAUUUCAAAUAAAAAACAAGAAAAAGUAGAAUAUUAAAUUUACCGGUACAUAUUUCUUUUACCUAAACAUUCAUCGUUGUCUAUACACAACUGUAUACCUUCAUAAAUAGACACAGGAUUCAUUAGUUCUAAUAUGUUUGUGUUGUCAUUUUUUUUGCAACUUUUCGGCAAGAAUGGAAACGUCACAAAUUUGAAAAGUAACAAAUUGACAAAUAACUGCUAAGCUAGUGCUGCCAUUGAAUUGUAUAUUCUUUUUUCUGUGGUUCUCUAAUUAUGUUUCAAAAAUUGUUUGUCUUUACCACAAACCUUUAUGGAACGACAGUUGUGUUAAUGUGUUACUUUUCUGCUUUAUUAAUUUUUACUCAUGAAGAAGGGAACGGUUGUUUGUUGGAAAUGCAUUUUCAAGGUGAUAGAAUUUCAUUUUAUUUUAGAUCCUACUUUCAAAAAUUGUUUUGAUAGAAAUAUUUUGCAUUUCAAUUUUUAAAAAAUAAAGUAUUUUCAAGUUAACAGUUGGCAAUUUGUAAACCAUUUUUUUUUUUUCACAAGUUCCUGUCAGACUCAUAAUAUGUAGUAUCAGUUAUUGUGUUCAUGUGGACAGGCUGACACAAACCUGUCUAGCAGCCAACUGUACAACUCUCAUUCCAGCUUUAAUCAUUAUUCUACCUCCAUUGAAAUGAUGCCACGGUUCAUGAAGCUGGCUGUUAUCUGAGGGGCAAGAUCAGACGACAUUAAACAUUCAUGUGGCAGCUAAAGUUGCCCGAAUCAUUGCAUGUUUAGAUGUUUACUGGUAAACAAAUGAAGGAAAACUUGUUGCAUGCUUUGUGAGUUGGGGUUGAAUGAUGCAUCACCUUGUCUGUGAUAAGUUCUACAUUUCUAGGUUUGUCAGCACCUUACCCAUACUGGUGGGUUUCACCAAAGUGGUAAACAGAGAAUUGUAUCUCUUCUGGCUUUCCUUCCACAUUAAGCUGACACGCCUCGAUAUAACUAGACUACUUUUCAGAAUGGCGUUAAAUGCAACUCACUCACUAGUUCCGGUGAUAAGUGAAUACUAAUCGCCCUCCAAAUGCGUUUUGGUUUUAUGAAACUGGUGAGGGAGCAGAUGACCCAUUUGUUGAAGGGUUCCAAUUCACUGUGCAUCUCUUAGGGGGACCAGAGAACUAGGAUCGUGAGACCGAAUCCAAAAAAUCGCCCAGAUUAUACUUUUUGUUUUGUCAGCACCAUACCCAUGCCCUGAUGUUUCCAAAGUUGUAAAUGUCAAAGGCCUGCACUAAAUAGGGCUUUCCUCCCACACUUUGCUGACACAGCAUGAUAUAACUGAAAUACUGAUCAAAGCCGUGUUAAACCAUACUUACAACAUAGUCAUUAAUUCGUUGUUGUCUGUCAAAUAUGCUGAAGAUGUAUGCACUGCUUGUCACUACAUGCACAGGUGUAAGCAAUAAUUAUACUUUCCUAAAAUUCAGAUUCCUUGACAGCAGUCAAUACAGUGUAUCAAAUACAUUCUGGUUGUUUUUUUAAUUGGCUAUCAUACUUUAACUGCUAGUGUCCAAGCAGACAGCUGUUGAUCCAGAUAACUGACACAGCUAGUGGUUGUUCAUGAAACACCUCACAGUAACAUAGUGCUAACAUAUGUUUGUCUCUGGCCAACCAAUGACAAGACCUAAGAUGUGUAAAAAAGAAUAGGGACCAAACAAAAUACAAAGUUUGCCAAUCAUAGUAUUCGCUGAGCCCGUUAUGAGAUGAUCAAGCUCCAGAAAAGCGAGAAAAUGCAUUCCUUUCAACUUUUUCAGAAGUCUUGUCCAGCACAUAAUGAACACAGCCAGUAGUUUUGUGGUGUAUGUUUCAGAUGGUUUGGUCUUAUAGUGUAUACUUUUGACAAAUAACAUAAAUAUAUAAUUAUUGGAACACAUCAUUCUGUAGUUUGUCAUCUUCAUCUUUGUUUGUUUACCAGUAAUGCUCUUCAUUAUAAUAGGUGGUAUUUUUGACAAAAAGAAUUCUUUAUUUAAAAAGUACUGAUUCAAUGUCAGCAUCUUGUUUAGAUAGUAAUUGAAGAAUUUAUACCAGGUGGACUGUUCUUUAACGUAGGUUACAGAUUACUAUUAUCAGAACGAAACUUGAUUGUGUCAUGAGAAGACAAGUAUGCUGUUAAAGAGACCCACUCAGGCAUCUAUCUAUUGUCUUGUUAUAAAGCAAUAUAUCUGUAUAUUACCGCAUGAUAAUAUGUAAAUUGUAUAUAUACACCAAGGCUUAUUUUCGCAAGCACUGUUGAAAGUUUUGUCUUGUAUUGAAAUAACUAUUUUCCGAGUGAUUACUUUUUACACAGUCCUACAUGUACAGUGUUAAAUAAUAUGAAAGCGUAAUAUUUUGAAUGGCAAUUUUGUGUUAUUAUUUUUGCAGCAUCAAGUAAGGAUAAUGAGAUAACACUCAGUGAUGGGGAUUUCAUUUGAUUAAAUGAUUAAUAAUGAGGUUCUAUCUCAAGCAGCUGGGAAUAGAUACCAGCUCAUUUCUAGUUGUUUUUGGAAAGGCUAGUUGAUUGUACAAGACAUUACAUUAGCCUUGCUUUCUGAUCUGAUCUUGGAGGGAACCAGAUUUUACCAUCUGCAGUACUAGAAUUCUUGAGUUGACCGUUUUUCAACCUUUCAUAAGGCUCUAUGUGAUUCACCAUGCUCUGUGUUACAACGAAGGUAAGAUGAAGUUGAGAAACUGACUUGACCAGUUUCUAGUUCUCAAAUAAGGUAGGGACAGACCAUGGAACAAGUGAAGCUUUGUGUCAAUUAGAAAUGGUGUUCAGUCAUGUUCAUAUGGCUUUCUUUGCAACGAGGCAUGGUGUUCUUGACAGGUCCUCUGAUUAAAUUGUGUAUUGUUUGUACCAGAAUCAUGUCAUUAGAAGUUUCAUGUUCUUCAAAUUUGAAUUCUGUCCAUUUAACUGCUUGUAUGACAUUAUCAUGACUUGUUUCCGAUAUACGGAUGAACCACAUGAAUUAACAACUUCAUAUGUGAUGUGCCCUCAAGUUCUUGUUCUGAAAAUAUCCCAAGCCAUCUAAAAAUGGGAAAAUGUUAUCAAUAACAAGACUGGUAGUUUCCCUGAACUGUCGAUGAAGGCACUGUUCCAUGAAUUGAAGGAAAAUAAAUCUUAUCACAGGCUGAUGAUGUGCAAGCAAAGUUUGCAAAUGAAAGUGACAGUUCUGGCAAAUGUGUGAGAACUCAUCAGUGUUUUGUGACCUAGGCACCCAAAAGCAAAGGCACCCCCUUCCCCCAGCUGGUGGAUACUGUUCCAUUACAAUCUCUCCCCUCUUUAUGCAAAUUUAGCAGUAUCCCAAUGUUCCCCAAUGUUGUACAAAGUUUCAGCACUGUUGAUCCAUGAAAUAAAAAAUUAAAUUUUCAUAGCA
Molecule: messenger RNA, 10602 nt
Organism: Haliotis rufescens (red abalone)
Lineage: Eukaryota; Metazoa; Mollusca; Gastropoda; Lepetellida; Haliotidae
Product: ubinuclein-1-like
Exons: 17
Coding region: 100-4305 (1401 amino acids)
Cellular component (GO): nucleus
Source: RefSeq, a predicted model, not a curated record